AUGGCUGUGAGCCCUGCCAACGCUGCCUCGGCUCCGGGCUUCGCUGCGCUUAUAAUUCAGACUACAAACGUGGAAACAGACACGCGGAGUUUGGCCCAGAACCAGGCGUUGAGUGUAACGGGCGAAGAUGCCUCAGUUGCACCGGGAUCACCUUCUCAUGUGGCUGCACUCUCAAAUGCCAACAGCGACGAUAUUAACACCGUCAGAAUCGAACAUGAUUCGGGUGAUGCGAGCGUCCACGCCUUUCUGCAAAAAGUCUCUGGACAUCUGGCGCAGGUCGGUCGCGGUCUUCCUCGGAAUUUGUUCAGCAAAGAACAAGGCGGUUCAAACCCUAACAAUCAGGCCAUCACUUUUGUUCUACCGAGCAUUGAGACCGCUAAAAGUUACUUUGACUGCUUCUUUGACCACGCAAACACUACCUACCGGUAUGUGCCCAAGGCAGAGAUGUUUGAGCUCCUAAGUCAAGUCUAUGCGGAGAACGAAACUGUAUUGAGUGACGACACAAACAUGGCUAUCGUGCUCCUAAUCAUGGGCAUUGGAUGCAUCUGGACGGCAUCAUGGAAAAACGAGCCAUUGCCACCUUGGAAACGGAAAUCAGAACGCUUUCUACAAGCUGCUGAACUCAGGCUCGAAAAAUCUCGAAACACGUUCCCCCCGACCCUGGCUAUUUUACAAGCUCAACUACUAAAGUGUCAAUUAGAGAUUGCUUCGAGCCAGUUCAACAGUGCCUGGAUGACAUUGGGAUUGACAAUCCGCUUGGGCCAGAUGAUCGAUAUUCAAAGAGAGCCAACCGCAUGCACAGCUCAAGAAGCCCAUUUUAGAAAGUCCAUAUUGUAUGCUAUGUUCAUGGUCGAUCGAUAUCUGGCCAUUGCCUUGGGUAGACCCAUAUCAAUUCAAGAGCAUGAUAUUACCGUCGCGCUCUCCAUGGAACUUGACCCUGCUAUCAGGUCCCGACUUGGUAGCCUUGAGGAGAAACUAUGGGUAGGCGUUGUAGCUCAUUUCAGACUCACUAUGAUCAUGGGCCACAUAGUCACACAGCUAUAUCCAGCCGCCAGAAAAAACACUGCGCCUACAGAGGCUACCGUGGCCGGAUUAGAAAAAGAACUCAUUGACUGGCUUGGCGACGUUCCAGAGUUCUUUCAUCCUGUUCAAAACGAGCUCAGCUCCCGUGAGCAGGGGUUCUACGACGUUCCUUGGAUCUUCCGACGCCAGCAAAGAACCAUACGAGCCGCUUUCUUCUUUGCCAAUAUGCUUAUUUAUCGCCAUUUUCUGCUAAGGGAGUUUCUUCAGCAGGCUCCCAGCACCCCGCGUUCAGGACAGUGCCCCGAGCGUGUGAGGAAAUGCGUCGAGAAUGCCAUGGCCAUGAUUGCUCUUGCUGCAGAUUUUGGAGUCGACGAAUUCAAAUAUAAUGCGACUUUCUGGAUGACCUCUCACUUCAUAUUCUGUGCGAUUUCCAUUCUCUUGGUCUACUUAGCAUUGUACCAGGAGUCGGACGACUGGAAUAACAUUGAGUCUGCGGUUGAGAAGGCGAUGAAGGUUCACCGCAAACUUGAUAACCGUGUCAACAUCUACGCCCAGAAACUACUUGAUGAAUCCCGCGCAAGGGUCGAGGUUCUUCGGACCCUCAACUCGCCCAGUAAUACCGUAGCAGCACAUGGCCCAACACCAGAUUGGUCAGAAGCUCCGGUUCAACAAGGCUUACCCAGUGUUUCAUCCCCUCAUGGGCCAGUAUUGGGAAAUGAUGAUACAGACCUGCCAGCUUUUCAAUUGGGUCCCCAUGAUGAAGCGGAGAGAGCGGCUCCCGGACCAUAUUCUGCGUUCGAGCAACACGCCAUGGAUACAUUCGGGUUGAACAAUGGUCUGGACGUGAUCAUGGAUAUUGGAUUUGACAGCGCCGCCUUGCCUGAAAGCUUUGGAAUAGAGGGUAUCGAUCUACUUCAGCAAUACAAUUGA
Molecule: messenger RNA, 1953 nt
Organism: Clonostachys byssicola
Lineage: Eukaryota; Fungi; Ascomycota; Sordariomycetes; Hypocreales; Bionectriaceae
Source: the annotation of a GenBank genome assembly